AUGCAAUUAUCAAUGACAUAUAUGGCUGACAAGAAUUUUGGUAAUGGACAAUAUCAAAAUGAUAAGAUGGAAAUGUUACAAUUGAAUAUUCCAUGGAGGAAAAUUUUUUCAACAGCUCAACAAAAUCAUUUAACACUUAUCGAUAAUUUGAAGCCAUCAAUGUUAGCAGUGGAGGAAACAUCAAUGCCUAGCUCAAGCAAUCAAACAACAUUAGCUAAUGCUAAAAUUGCUUCAACAUCAGCUAUGAAACUUCAAUAUGUUACUCAACGAAUUAUUGCAGCAUUAUUUCCAUCAGACAGUACGGAUGCUCAAUAUCGAACAGAUCUCAAAGAUGCUACCGUGUUACUCAGACGUAAUCAUUCUGAACACUACAAGAUUUUUAAUUUGUCAAAAAAGCGCAAUGAUCUUGGCCGUUUGCACUCAGUUGUUGAACUUGGCUGGCCUGAAGAAUUAGCACCACCACUUGAUCGACUUUGUUCAAUAUGCAAAUUACUCGAGAAUUGGUUAUCUGAAAAUGCGCAAAAUGUCGUUGUCAUUCAUUGUAAGGGUGGUUGUUCACGAGCGGCUAUUGUUAUUGCUGCAUAUAUGCAUUAUAUUACCAUAUGCUCUAAUGAUGAAUUAAUUGAAAAUCGUUUUGCAUUACAACAAUUUAGUGAAUAUUAUCUUGGACCAAAUGGACAGCCAUCGCAUAAACGAUAUGUCAAAUAUUUUUCAUCACUUCUUUGUGGACGAACAAAAAUUCAACCAGCAACAGUUUACUUACAUAAUAUUAUAUUAACAAAUUUUUUUAAUCGAAAUGUUUUAUUCAAAAUAUAUGAACGUAUGCAACCAGUGCAUACAACAUCACUUAAGGUUGUAGCGGAAAAUAAUACAUUUGAAUUGGAUGACUUACCAUUACGUGGCGAUAUUUUGGUAAAAUGUUUCCAACGUACGAGUACCACUGAACGUGCACUAUUUUUUCGUUGUCAAUUUAACACUUGCACAUUUGAUUUGUCAACAAAUAAUGAAAAUAUCUAUAGAUUACGAUUUUAUCGCGAAGAAUUGGAUAAUAUCUUUAAUGAUUCUGAAGUGAAUUCACAAGCAGUAAUUGAAUUUAUAUUUCUAAUCGAUGCAACAAAAAAUAUCAAAAAUGAUAGUAGUAAUAAUGAUGAUAAUAAUGAUACAAAUGCGGUAAGUGCUGCUAAUGAUGGCGAUGGCGCUAUUAGUAGUUCAAUCAUUCGUAAAUCAAUUGCGGACAAUUCUCGAGCAGAUAGCUAUGAAAAUUUCGAUAAAGAAGAAGAAGAAGAAGAAGAAGCAGCACAAGUAGAAGAGGAAGAAGGAGAAGAAGAUCGAAGUGAGUUCAGUGCAGCAGAAUGUGUCAAUGGUACAGCAUACGUUGAAAUUCAUCGGCCAACCGAUAGUACGGAUUCUGGCCUAGGCUCUGAUUCAGCAAAUAUUAGCAAGGAAAAAAGUGGCAUGCCACCGCUGCCACCACCAAAGCCACGUAUCAACCUGGAAGAAAGAAUGAAUGCUAGCACUGAUCAUUACUACUCAGAACAAACAAGGGGAAAUGAACAAGUAAUAACACGCGCUCAUUCGGUACUUCCAGCGUCCGUUCGAUCAAAUUUAAGCGUACGUGUAGCAAGUCCAGUAGACGAGCAGCACGCAGCAACACCACGUGGUAUUGAACCUGAUUUAGUUGCAAAAGAUAGAUAUGAUCCAGCUAGUAAAUGCUUCUCCUAUGUACCAGCUCGAGCUCUCAGUGAACAUUUUACGGCGCCACGAAAGCCACAACGUCUUAAAAUUGAUGAAACAGCUACAGCAGCAUUAAAUAUUUCACCGUCAGCAUCUGAAAUUGCAAUGGUACCAGUCAAAUCAACCGAUCUGCAACGAUUACCUGAAACACCAAAAUGGGAAGAUGAUAUUGAAAAGAUAACGAACGGUAUUUUCUUUGGUGAUAAUAAUAAAAUAACAGAUAUGAGUGUUACGCCAACUGAUUUCAAUCGUACCGGAAAUGGACCGAUUGCAAAUUCAACACCAAAAACGGAAUUAUCAAAAUUAAAUUAUCCGGUAAAUGAUGAAGAGAAACCUGUCAUUGUGGAGCAAGCAAAGCAUGUGUCAAAACGAAGAAAAACAAAAUAUGAUUCAUAUAAAACAUUAAAUGAUGAUGCUUAUAACAGUGAUUUGGAUGAUCUUUGCGAUCCAGAUUUCUAUCUUACUUAUACAUCACAAGCAACAGUACCGAUUAGAAAUAAUGCAAUUAAUAAAACAGCAGCUACAACAAUAACAGCAACAACAACAACAACAACGGAUGAUGCAGUAGCAAAAAUGAACGAACCUAAUUUGAAAAGUAACGGAAUAUCGGGAAAAAAUAAAAUCUAUCAAAAUCAAUCAAAUUUUGAUGACUAUUUCUUAUCAUCGAAGCCAACAAUUUCGCUUAACAAUGUAAAUCAGAAUCGGGAAGCAUUUCGAAUGCGUAAUUGUCGCUCUGCUACUUCCGCUCCGUUUUAUCGUGAAUCUUCCGAUAAUCGAUUGUUUGCUCACAAUCGUUAUGAUUCAUUGACAGAUGCUGAAAAUGCCGAUGAUUGGUUGAAAUUUCAAUUGAAAAAAUUGAAAGCAAAACGAGAAAACAAUCCGGAAAUGUUACGACGAAAACGACAAGAGAAAUUACUCCUUGAGGAAUUGAAACAUGUAAAUGAUGAUAGACAAAUAAAACGUGAAAAUGACGAACGUACGUAUAGCUUAGAAAGUUAUGGUAAAUCUGUUGAUCCAUUAAUUGAAUAUCGAAUUGAAGAGGAACGCUUACAAAACGUACGUUCACCAUAUCAUGAUAAUGAAGAUGAUAAUCGAAUCAUUGAUGAAAUGACUCAUUAUGCAAAUCGAAAAAUGAAAGAUUUUAACAAUUCGUCAGCUCUACCACCAAAGCCUUCAGAUAUUGUCAAACAUAAGCCACCAACACCACCAUUACGACCUCGUUCACAAAGUCCAUCAUCAAGUCCAUAUUCAAGACGAUAUCGUAUUAGGACACCAUUUCAAGAAUCACAAUAUCAGCGUGAACGAAAUCAAAUUAAUCGUAGUGAUAGCAUUGAACAUGAUAACGGUGAUUUUGAUGAUAACGAAUUUAGCCAUUUGAGAAAUAUUGUAAAAGAGAAUAAUAUUGGCAAUAAUAAUGCACAUGUAGAAUUGAAUUCCUCAACAAAUUCAAUGAAAUCAAUUUUAAAAAAGCGUGAUGUUCAGCAAAAUGGCACAUCAUCACCGUUAAUUAAUCGCACUCCAUCAAAUUCCACUGAGGACUGGUCAUUAGCUCCAUCAUCUAAUCGAUCUGCAACACCAGCAUUUCCGGUACGUCGUGAAACACCGCAACCAUAUCAUCCGCUUUUAUUUGAAGGUGCCAAAGAUGUGAUACCACCAAUGCAACCAGUCAAUAAUAUCACUUAUAGGUCUUCAUCACCACGUUCUAUUUAUUAUGCACAAAGUCAUCGUACAUCAAUUUCUUCAACUGAUUUGGGUGAAGUAAUUCAUCAUCAUCCAUUAUUUGUGAAAAAUACAUCAAAAUACUGGUAUAAGCCAACAAUAUCAAGGGAAGAUGCUGUAAACAUGCUCAGGGAUAAACCACCGGGUACGUUUGUUGUACGGGACAGUAACAGUUUUCCGGGUGCAUUUGGUUUAGCGCUAAAAGUUGCAACACCGCCACCUGGUGUUCAUCCUGGUGAUGGUACCGAAUUGGUACGUCAUUUUCUCAUUGAACCAUCACCAAAAGGUGUCAAAUUAAAAGGUUGUAAUAAUGAACCAGUAUUUGGUACCUUAUCCGCACUUGUAUACCAACAUUCAAUAAUACCACUUGCGCUACCAACUAAAUUAUUGCUACCGGAAUACGAUCCGGCAAAUACACCGGAACAUAUUUCUGCUGCACAACAACUUUUACAACAGGGAGCCGCUUGCAAUGUGACAUAUAUUAUUUCACUGGAUACCGAAUCAUUAACCGGACCGGAAGCUGCUCGACGUUGUAUUGAUCAAACAUUUGAUCUUCUCAAACAAAAAAUGAUUCAACCUGUUUCAGUGCAUUUUAAGGUGUCAUCUCAAGGUAUCACAAUAACGGAUAACACAAGGCGACUUUUCUUUAGGCGACAUUAUCCUGUACAAUCCGUUACAUACGCAGGUUUGGAUCCUUCUGAUCGGAGGUGGGAUAAUUCAUACCUGGAAGGUAGCGUGACAAAAUACGUCAAAAAUGCUCGAAUGUUUGCAUUUGUCGCACGUAAGAUAGGCUCCAGAACGGAUAAUACAUGCCAUAUUUUUGCGGAAUUAGAACCGGAACAACCGGCUACAGCUGUUGUAAACUUUAUCACUAAAGUUAUGAUGGGACGCAGAUAA
This is a messenger RNA of Brugia malayi, 4350 nucleotides long. It is a transcript of the gene Bma-tns-1, whose product is annotated as Tensin, putative. Bases 1 to 4350 code for a protein of 1449 amino acids. The transcript is spliced from 30 exons. The record is from RefSeq and is a predicted model, not a curated record. Gene Ontology annotation, molecular function: protein tyrosine phosphatase activity; protein binding. Gene Ontology annotation, biological process: protein dephosphorylation. NCBI's taxonomy places the organism in Eukaryota, Metazoa, Nematoda, Chromadorea, Rhabditida, Onchocercidae.